This is a messenger RNA of Pseudogymnoascus verrucosus, 1356 nucleotides long. RefSeq lists its product as uncharacterized. Bases 189 to 1223 code for a protein of 344 amino acids. The transcript is spliced from 3 exons. The record is from RefSeq and is a predicted model, not a curated record. Lineage: Eukaryota; Fungi; Ascomycota; Leotiomycetes; Thelebolales; Thelebolaceae. Gene Ontology annotation, molecular function: methyltransferase activity.
AAAGCAUCGAGAAAUCAGACCUACAUGGUGUGAUCGGAAUCUUGUCGAAUAAGAUCGUGCGACGAUCCUAGCACUCAUACAAGGUUUGGCCGUUUUAUGAUCCUGGCUAGCGCUUACGUUCCAAAGAGUAAACCUCGCCGUUGGCGCAAUCGUUCCCCUCAAACUGACUCGUACACAAUCAAGCCAUCAUGCCUUCACCAGUCGCUCAGAGCCCGCCUAAGGCGGAGGAAGCCGAGGCCGUAGCCCAUCAAGCUGAGACAACCAUUGAAGUCGGCGGAUCUGAGAGUGACACCGGGUACGAAAGUGAGUGGGCAUCGAGUGUGUCAACGUCGGUAUCAUCGAGCGUGCGGGAUUACACUUUUGAAAAUGGGCGGCGAUACCACAAAUAUAGCGAAGGCAGAUACCUGUUCCCCAACGAUGAAUCGGAGCAGGAGCGUGAGGAUAUGAAGCAUGCGAUGGUUCUUAACCUCUGUGGCGGACGACUACAUUAUGCGCCACUAGAUAACCCACAGAGUGUUCUAGAUAUCGGGACUGGGACGGGAAUAUGGGCUAUUGACUUUGGCGAUGAGUAUCCAAGCGCAUCGGUUUUGGGAGUCGACUUGAGCCCUAUCCAACCCUCUUGGGUCCCCCCAAACGUGAAGUUCAUGGUAGAUGAUGCCGAGAGCCCUUGGAUAUACCCUAUCAACAACUUCGACUUCAUCCAUCUACGCCAUUUAGCCUCUUCCCUCAAGGAUACGCCAGCGUUGAUAAACCAAGCAAUGGUCAACCUAAAACCCGGUGGUUGGAUCGAGAUGCAAGAACUGUAUUUCGAUCUUUCUAGCGAUGACGACAGCAUCCCAGAAGCUCAUGCAUUCUCAAAGUGGCUCACGUUCGUGCGCCAAGGCCUCGAAACCUUUGGCGUCGAUCUUCUCAGUCCUGCGAAGACCCAGGACCGACUAAAGGACGCUGGGUUUGAGAAUGUGACAGAGCGCAUCUUCAAGGUGCCAAUCGGCACGUGGCCUAAGAACCAGACACUGGCCAAAGUCGGCCUGUACGGCCAGGCAAUGUGCGUGGAUGGACUCCAAGGAAAUAGUAUGAAGACUUUCACAAAAGGAUUAGGAUGGACGGCAGACGAAGUCGAGGUGUUUUUGGUCGACGUGAGAGACUCAUUCAAGGAUCGGAAGGUGCAUUCCUACCUUACGUUCCGUGUCUGCUACGGACAGAAGCCGGUGGGAGGAGUUUAGUUGGCAGACACUUAUUUAUUGUUCAUAUAGUCUCCGUAGAUAUUGAUCGCACGCUAAUCUCGGGCGCACCCACAACGCGGGGUUAUGCUUACUAAGCUGUUAGCGGGGAUGUAAUAUUUGGACCUUUUGGUGG